Molecule: messenger RNA, 1707 nt
Organism: Larimichthys crocea (large yellow croaker)
Lineage: Eukaryota; Metazoa; Chordata; Actinopteri; Sciaenidae
Product: retinol dehydrogenase 13
Exons: 7
Coding region: 129-1133 (334 amino acids)
Source: RefSeq, a predicted model, not a curated record
GAUGACGCCGAAUUCACGCGUGCCGUUAACCUUGUGCUGCAGUAGUGUUAAACCUGAAACUCGGCGUGAUAGCAGUGUUUAAACUUUAUGUAUUUAUAGAUAUACUGUCGGCAGCAUUGUUCGGAGUCAUGAGUAGAUAUGUUUUACCGGUUUCUGUGUUUGGAACAGUGGUUGGAUGCGCUGUUUUACUGAAGAACCACAUGACUGGAGGCCGGUGUCCCAGUAAGGCUACCAUUAAUGGGAAGACUGUGGUUAUAACAGGAGCCAACACAGGCAUUGGGAAAGCGACCGCCAGAGAACUGGCCCAGAGAGGGGGUCGGAUCAUUAUGGGAUGUCGGGACAUGGAGAAGUGCGAAGCAGCCGCAAAGGAAAUACGAGGCAAGACCCUGAACCAUCAUGUUUACGCGUGUCGUCUUGACCUGGCCUCCUUGAAAUCCAUCAGAGAGUUUGCAGAGAAAAUCAAACAAGAGGAGCAGCGAGUGGAUGUGCUCAUAAACAAUGCAGGAGUCAUGAGAUGUCCAGCAUGGAAGACAGAAGACGGCUUUGACAUGCAGUUUGGAGUUAACCACUUAGGCCACUUCUUGUUGACAAAUCUUCUUCUGGAUAAGUUGAAAGAGUCCGCCCCCAGCAGAGUGAUCAACCUGGCCUCACUCGCCCACCUCGUUGGAAAGAUUGACUUCGAGGACUUGAACUGGGAGAAGAAGAAGUUUGAUACCAAGCGGGCGUACUGUCAGAGCAAGCUUGCCAAUGUUCUGUUCACAAGAGAGCUCGCCAAGCGAUUACAAGGCACAGGAGUUACAGUAAAUGCUGUACACCCAGGCAUUGUUGCCACGGAGCUCGGGAGGCACACGGGCAUGCACCAAUCAGCGUUCUCGAGCUCCAUUCUCAGUCCCUUUUUCUCCAUGUUGGUUAAGAGUCCAGAGCUUGGAGCCCAGCCCAGCGUCUACCUGGCCGUGUCCGAGGAGAUGGAGGGGAUGACAGGAAGGUACUAUGAUGUGAUGACAGAAAAGGAACCAGCGCCUCAGGCCCUGGAUGAGGAGGCAGCUCGCAGGCUGUGGGAGAUCAGCAGCAGGCUGGUGGGUCUGGAGGAGGAGGGACAGUCCGCCAAAGUUGACCCACUAGCAGAAGGCUAGAGCGAAGCUGCACAGACAGAGCCGGCGCAGACACACGGACAGAGCCCAGGACCAGCUGUCGGUGCUGUCGGGUUGUAGGUCUGCUUUGGCUUCUGGACCAGCAGAAGAUAAUGGCCCUUUAUGGAUUCAGCUGUGCCAGGCUCUUUGGAACAAUUAAUUGUCUGAGUCUGUAUUGUCUGUAUAAUGGCAGUCUUUUGUACAUGUCUUUAUGUUCCUGCAUCAGGACAUUUUCUUGUAUGACAAGCAGUCUUUGACAAUGGACUCUUGACUCUUUGUUUAAAGUGAGACUACGUCACUUUUUAAAGAAACAAAGGGAAUUUUGUUCAUGAAAAGUUGAAUUCAUUGCACUCUUAAUUCAUUUCUGUACACUCUGGGGUUUUGCUGAGACAGCUGUACCGGGUCUGGUAUGACUAGUAGCUUAUGAUGUGCUGUGUGUGUGUGACUCUUCACUACUUGUGCUACGGUUACGCAAGGUUUUAGCAUUUCGUUACAGAGUCUCAUUUUAAGUUUUUUUGCAUUUAUUCCAGCACUUUGGAAUAAUGUUAUGAAGUGCUAAAUACAAGUUUGAGAUGAA